AAAGUCUCCCAGUGUGAAGUAGCAUAAGCACGGGGACAGAGAGAGUGGUUAAAAUUUGAAGGAUUAUGGCUUCCUCUUCUUCUGCUCCGUUUGAUGAGUGUGAUCAGGAAGGUUUAGGGUUAUCGCAAGAAGACUACGACCUGAUGUAUGGGUCUGAAUCCGGAUGGGUGGAGGCUCGAUCUUCGUGCGAUCAUCUUGCCUCCUUAUCCGCCGAUCUCAGCCACAUUCCGCCUCCCGGCACACCCUGUCACACCUGCCAACACCCCUCCGAAAACUGGCUCUGCCUCUCCUGCAAGCAGGUCCUCUGUGGCCGUUUCGUCAACAAGCACAUGCUCCACCACUUCCACCACACUAAUCACUCUCUCGCCCUCAGUUUCAGUGAUCUCUCCUUCUGGUGUUUCUCCUGCGACGCUUACUUGGAUGCCCAACUCAUUCCCCAACUGCGCCCUGUUCAUCAACUAGCUUACAUCAUGAAAUUCGGCGAGCCUCCACCACUCCCUCUUAUUCAACAUCAACCUUCCUCUGCCACCUCGGAUUAGUAAAUCUCCUGUUAACUUAUAUCGCUGCUUUUGCCGUUGGAUAGUAUAAUGGCAGGCAAUUGGAACUGAUUUACCUGCAUGACACUCUUUAUCAUAUGAUUGGACUGGAGUAAUGCAGUAACUAAUAAUAUAAGAUAAGGUACCUCAAAAUAUCACAACACUGACGCCAAUUGAUAGUUUUUUUUGUGUGACAACCACGGACUAUGGGAUGCAGAUGAAUUGAAGAAGGAUGAUAUGAACUAGAUGUAACUUCUAUAUUUAGCCUUUGAAAUUACGCAUGAGGAAUGAAAUAUUUUAUGAAUUUAGUUAAGUUCAACGAAUUAAAUGCAAAUGCUUUACUUGAGUCGAUUAUGGUUCUAUGAAUUACCCAAGUUUCACCUGUCUCAUCAUUGUUUAGUAAAAACAAAAUUCUUCUGUUAAUUCCUUGCCGACUACUGCCAUGUAUUUCUUGUCACACUUGAGUCUAUUAUUGUCAAGCUUGAUUGGUUCUACAGUUCUGACCACAUGGAUUUAGUUGAGUGAUGGUUUAAUCCGUAUUUCCAAAAUCAUUAAGAGUGAGACCUAUCCUUCGAUGCUUAACAAGAGCCGGUUCUGGUUAAACGAAACUUAGU
Vigna umbellata (rice bean) is the source of this 1150-nucleotide messenger RNA. RefSeq names its product histone deacetylase-like protein. The record is from RefSeq and is a predicted model, not a curated record. Lineage: Eukaryota; Viridiplantae; Streptophyta; Magnoliopsida; Fabales; Fabaceae. Gene Ontology annotation, molecular function: zinc ion binding.